ACCUGUUGGUUAAUGAGAGGCUUUCAGCUCUGAAGCCGAUUUUUUUUCCUGCCUAUAAUCAAGUUGGUUCGGGGUUGAAGACUCGUGUCAAGAUGGCAGCAGCUUCAACAAAUUCAGGGCAAGGGUCCACCAAGAUAACUCCUGAAGUAUUACAAGAGAUGCUCCAGUACUACAACCUGAGCCGCCAGGAGUUUAUCAACACUUACAACAUCCAGCCGCUCGUCUACAUCCCCGAGUUACCGUACAGCGCCAAGACCACCUUCGUGAUUAUGUAUAUGCUUAUUUUCCUGCUGGCUCUGGCGGGAAAUAGUUUGGUCAUCUACAUAGUUGUGAAGAAACGGGCGAUACAGACGGCGACAGAUAUUUUUAUUUGCUCUCUGGCGGUCAGCGACCUGCUCAUCACUUUCUUCUGCAUACCUUUCACUUUGCUGCAGAACAUCUCGUCUGAAUGGUUCGGAGGUGUUCUGGUUUGCAAGACAGUUCCCUUUGUACAGUCAACAGCCAUAGUGACAGGCAUCCUCACGAUGACCUGCAUUGCCAUUGAGAGAUACCAGGGCAUUGUCUUCCCACUAAAAAUGAGGAGGCAGUACUCGUCCAAAAGAGCAUACAAGAUGCUAGGGCUGGUAUGGCUUGCCUCAGUGAUUGUGGGUUCACCAAUGUUGUUUGUGCAACAGCUUGAGGUGAAGUACGACUUCUUGUAUGAUCACUACCACGUGUGUUGUCAGGAGAGCUGGCGCUCUCUGACUCACAGGCAGGUGUACACCACCUUCAUCAUGGUGGCUCUUUUCCUGCUUCCAUUGGCAGCCAUACUUUUCCUCUACACACGUAUUGCCGUUGAAUUGUGGAUCCGCAAGAGGGUGGGCGACUCCUCGGUCCUCAACACCAUGAACAACAGAGAGAUGAUUAAGAUCUCAAGGAAAAAGAAAAGAGCCGUCAAAAUGAUGAUCACCAUCGUUCUGCUUUUCACCAUUUGCUGGGCACCAUUCCACACAGUCCACAUGAUGUUUGAAUACAAUGACCUGGAGAACAAAUAUGACGGAGUCACACUAAAUAUGAUCAUCGCCAUUGUUCAGGCCAUCGGGUUCUUCAACAGCUUCAACAAUCCCAUCGUGUACGCCUUCAUGAACGAGAACUUCAAGAAGAGCUGCGUCUCCACCCUCUCCCACUGCAUCCGAAAGCCUAACCAGCAGGGCGGCGUCGUGGCGGCGCCCAAACUGAGCGUGCAGUUUAUCAAACCACAAAGCAGACAAGCCUUCAUGAAGACGGACGAAGACGAUAGCUCGAAGCAGCACGCGGCAGAAAAAGGAGCUUCGAGUUCGUCGCACGAAGAGAGCUUGUUGGAAGUUAUCGGAGAAAAGAUCUCCUCCAUCCAAACGGAGCUCCCUGGAAACAGCGGCUCUCAAGUCAAAUGAGAACCAGCUCAAAGUUCUGGAGUUCAACCUCAACCCUUCCUGUUCGCUGUCAAUCAAGCAGCUGGAGGGGAGUCAGAUGUGAUUUCAAGUCUCACAGUUGUGGUCCAAAGACCCAGAAAUGUCCAACAGCUUGGAAACAGUGCCAAAACCAAUACCGUCCAUUAUUUAAUUAUCUUGGAGGAAACCAGGAAGGAAUACCAAUGACGGCCCUCUGGCGCUAAAGAAGACUUCCCCUUGGAGCAUCAGAAACAGAAGUCAGACUCUGAAAUCAUCAUUUGUUACCGAAAUUAUCUCUGAAAUCUGCAGGACAUUCAGUCCCCUCUCCGUGGGUCUCGUUUGAUGAUAUGUAGGAGGGAACAGCCUUUAAUGUCAUCCCAGAUAAGCUCAAACUGUUACCACUGAGCUGUUUGGAAAAGGACACUUACUUUACAGCGCCAUAAGCCUUUUAGCAGCACAGGAUGACGCCUAGGCUUUUAACGCAAUGCUAAAUGUGUGCUGUGAGCGUUUAACAAAGUUCAGCUCAGGUUCAAUUGCAAAACCUUGUUUUAAUAAGGUUUCUGUUCAGCCUCUUAAACAUUUGUAUUGCUUUAGAAAUUUUUUGGAGGUCACCUCCAUAUUGUUGGAAGAGCAAACAUCGCUUCAACAUGAGUUUAAAUGUGUUUGCUUAAUGGUGCUGUGGAAUAUUUUUGUAAUGUUGAUAUCUAAACGUGACUUAGGUGAACGUCAUCACUUUGUUGUAUCUUUAAAGUUAGUAACGCGUUCUGUGAAGAUAUGUUUGGUAACGACAGCUUGGCUUUUAUACAAGGAU
Messenger RNA from Cottoperca gobio, 2220 nucleotides. RefSeq names its product pyroglutamylated RFamide peptide receptor b (gene qrfprb). Gene Ontology annotation, cellular component: plasma membrane. Lineage: Eukaryota; Metazoa; Chordata; Actinopteri; Perciformes; Bovichtidae. Gene Ontology annotation, molecular function: neuropeptide Y receptor activity. The transcript has 6 exons. Gene Ontology annotation, biological process: G protein-coupled receptor signaling pathway. Bases 93 to 1412 code for a protein of 439 amino acids. The record is from RefSeq and is a predicted model, not a curated record.